Molecule: messenger RNA, 1005 nt
Organism: Saprolegnia parasitica CBS 223.65
Lineage: Eukaryota; Oomycota; Saprolegniomycetes; Saprolegniales; Saprolegniaceae
Exons: 1
Coding region: 88-1005 (305 amino acids)
Source: RefSeq, a predicted model, not a curated record
GGAAACGGACCCGGAAACGGCUUUUUGCCCAACUACGCUGUGGAGCUCAUUGCCGCCGUCACGACGCCAAACCACCACGUUCGUCGCAUGACGAUUACGUCCAUUCGCGUCGAGCCCGACUGGGUCGAGGUUCUCGGGCCAUGGCUUGCGUCGCCACACGCUCAACACCUUUGGUUUCAGCACAAGAUCGCUCGCAGCAACGAUAGUCUCUGUCGCCUGGUCGUUGCCGCGCGCUUCCUCUCGAGUCUCGACCUCGACAUUGCGCAAGCCGGUGGCCUUCCGCCCAUCAAUGACGAUGGCCAAGCGCGGUUUGAGAACCUCUCGGCCCUGCGCGUCCAAGUGCACGACAUUGACGCACCCUUCGUCCAGGAUCUCUUCCAGCGCCUCGAUCCCCGCCGUCUGACGCACCUCACGAUCUAUUGCGAGAGCGACUUUAGCUACGUGCUGGACGCGCUUCCACGCUACACUGCGCUGCAAGAGCUCGAGUUUGGCGAAAGUCGCUUCCAUCACGUCGCGUCGUUGCCGCUCUCGGGCAUGCCAGCGUUGCGAUCGGCCAGGUUUUUCGAUGUGGGCCUCUCUGACCAAGCCGUCGACGCACUCGUGCGCCUCUUGGCGGACGCACCUGCGCUCGCGAAGCUUGUCUGGAACACCUCGAAUGAGACCGCGUACGUCCGCGCCGCCAUCGCCCGCUCGCUCCGUCACUGGAUCAAUCACGGCGUGCGCGAUAUUCAGCUCGACUUCCGCCACAUGGCCAAGAACUCGGAGCUUGCGGCCGGCCUUCGCCAUGCGGCAAGCCCGCUAGGCGCCAUUAUCAGCGUGGCCCCCAACAAUAUGGCUCCUCUGUUCAAAGCCCUUGCGACGUGCGCUGGCGUCACGCUGCAGCAGUCCUAUUACACGGGACCGCAAGACAGUUUCUACCUCGUAAUGAAGGCUCUCGCUCGCAACCUCGCCUUUGAACGGCAUCGCGAGUCUUGGCGUGUCCGCAGCCCGCCGUAUCAUGCGUAG